AUGCCCGCCCCAGCAGACCUCGUCCUGCGGGACGCCACCGCCGCCGACCUCGACGCCAUCACGCGCAUCGUCGCGUCCAGCCCCGACGAUGCCGCCGACUGGACAUACCCGGAACUACGGCAGCAGGCGGACGUCUUGCGUCCGCUACACGCGCGCGCGUUUGCCGGACUCUUCAGGUCCCGACAGAACCUGCUGCGCGUGGCGGAGCGCGGCGGCCGAGUGGUGGGCUACAGCGCGUGGGUGCGGCGGGAAAGGGUGGACGGCGAGGUCGUCGCUGUUGACGUGAAAGAAGCGUGCGACGAGAACGCCCUCACAGCAGAAAGCGCCCGUCUCAUCGGCGACGCGCCCCUCCCCAAGUUCGCCGCCCUCGCCAUCUCCAUCCCCUCGCGCGCCGCCGCCAUAGCCCGUCUGCGGAGCGCGCAGGCGCCCGAGCCGUGCCUCUCCGUGCCGGGCGAGCAGCUCCUCGUGCUCGGCGUCGACCAAGGCCAGCAGGGCCGGGGCAUCGGCGGGGCGCUCAUCCAGGAAGGCCUGUCUCGCGCGGCGGCGGCCGCCUGUCCGGUGUUUGUGACGGGCGAGGGCCGCGGCAUGCGCGUGUACCGCCACCUGGGGUUCCAGGUGCUCGAGGGGACGUGCCGCUGCUUCGACAGGGACGGCAACGAGGCGGGGGGGGACGACGAGGGCGGGCUGCGGGCGGCGCAGAUGGUUUGGGUGCCCGACGGACAGAGCGUGACUGUACACGGCGUGCUGUAUAGAGGUUACGGCUUGCCGUAG
This is a messenger RNA of Cordyceps militaris CM01, 771 nucleotides long. RefSeq names its product Acyl-CoA N-acyltransferase. The record is from RefSeq and is a predicted model, not a curated record. NCBI's taxonomy places the organism in Eukaryota, Fungi, Ascomycota, Sordariomycetes, Hypocreales, Cordycipitaceae. Gene Ontology annotation, molecular function: acyltransferase activity, transferring groups other than amino-acyl groups. The transcript is spliced from 2 exons. Bases 1 to 771 code for a protein of 256 amino acids.